UAACUGGCAGUGUGGACUUGCGCACCGCACGUAAGCGACGCCUUUUUUAGAAGAAUAAAAAGAAAAGCGUUCGAAUUUUUAAUAUCUUGACAGCCGCGCGCCUUUUUAAUUUUAACCUGUCUUUUACGAUUUGUUUUUAAAAGUUUCCUUUUUUUGUGCGUUUUGUAAAUCGUGUAUAUUUUCUGAAAUAAUAUUUUGUGAAGUGCUUUUCAGUUCGAAAGUAAAAGGAGGUGAAACGCUUAUUUGUAAUUUGAACUAUGUCCUGUCAGUAAGGCGCAUAACUUCCAACCAUGGCGGGGCGCCCCGCGGCAGUGGUGGUAGAAGGAGCCUGCAAACACUAUGGCAGAAAAAACAAACCUGAUUACAAACCUGUGCUUGAAAAUCUAGACAUGACUGUGGAUAGUGGGAUUAUCUACGGAUUACUGGGCCCAUCAGGUUGUGGCAAGACCACGCUCCUCUCCUGCAUAGUGGGCAGACGGACGCUGAACAGCGGCAACAUAUGGGUCCUCGGGGGAAGACCAGGAGAAAAGGGAAGUGGAGUCCCUGGGCCACGAGUGGGGUAUAUGCCACAGGACAUAGCCCUCGUCGGUGAAUUCACAGUACGUGACGCAAUAUACUACUUCGGUAGAAUAUAUGGAAUGAAAUUGUCUCGCCUCAGCGAAAGAUUCGACUUCCUAAGCUCCCUAUUAGAGUUGCCUGACGGGGGACGAUUCGUCAAGUCCUUAUCAGGAGGACAGCAGAGACGAGUUUCCCUUGCUGCUGCGCUGGUUCAUGAACCUGAGUUGCUGAUUUUGGAUGAACCUACUGUUGGUUUAGAUCCUGUAUUAAGAGAACGCUUAGAAAAUGAAACACAAAAAUACACGCGCGCAAAAUGCACAUUAAUUAUGUCUCCCAAUAUUGGAAUGUUGCGAGACGGCCAGCUCUUGGCUGAAGACUCACCCGAGGAAAUUCUCCGCAGAUUCGAAGUUGACACUUUGGAAGAGGCCUUUCUCCAGCUGGCCCUAAGACAGCAUCAGCUGCCAAGAAGAAGGUCCACCCUAAUGGGAUCCCCAGACGUGAUCCCAGAAAGCCGGAUUCCAGCAGUGGACAGCCGGUAUCAAUCGAGCGAAUCUUUCAACAUGGUCACCGGUAGCACUGAAGUUUUCACCAAAAAACAAUCAUCAAUAGAUAGUAAUAGUAAAAGUAGAACCAAAUCAAGGUACAAAGCUGUAUUUAUAAAGAGUCUGCAACAAUUUGCCAGACAUCCUGGAGGUUUAAUAUUUUCGAUCCUGUUCCCUAUCAUCCAAGUGGUUGCGUUCUUCUCUGCUGUGGGCCACGAUCCCAAAGACUUGAAUGUGGCUGUGGUUAAUGAUGAAGCAGCUUAUUCGCCUUUCUCUCCGCACCCGGUCGUGCUAGCCCUACAAGGGGUUCGCUAUAACACAACAGAGGAAGCGAAAAACGCGGUGGUAAAAGGGCAAUUGUACGCAGCGUUAUAUUUCAGGUACAACUUCAGCGAAAUGCUGGAGCAGCGACUGCGGGAGGGCUCUGUGGAUGACGACGUCGUCGAAGGCAGCACUGUUAGCGUGUGGCUGGAUAUGACCAACCAUCAGAUCUCCUACUUCCUCAAGUCGCAGUUCCUUAAAGCCUACGAGAGCUUCACUAGACGAACCAUGAGGGCGUGUGAAAGAAAUGAAAAUCUUGUACAGAUCCCAGUUCACUUCAUGGAACCUGUCUACGGAGAUACGAAAAACGAAAUGGUUAGCUAUAUGGCGCCUGGAGUUAUGAUAACAAUCAUAUUCUUCCUACCCGCAAUCGUGACCUCUAAUCUGUUGAUCACCGACCGGCUGGAGGGAGUGUGGGAGCGCAGCGCCGUCGCCGGUGUUAAGGCCAAGGAGAUGCUCUACGUCCACAUCGUGUUGCAGACGGCUGUUAUAUUGCUGCAGACUCUGGAAAUGACAGCACUAGCCUACGGCGGAUACGGCCUCUACACUCGCGGUUCCCUGAUUACGUGCGGCAUACUGAUCUUCUUGCAAGGCAUUAGCGGGAUGUGCUAUGGCUUCUUCCUCUCCAUCUAUUGUAAUAGCUACGUGUUGGCAUUCUUUGUUUCUACUGGCAGCUUUUAUCCUAUGAUUUUACUGUGCGGUAUCCUCUGGCCACUAGAAGCAAUGUCAACCGUACUCCGCGCCAUAGCGUUAACUCUUCCCUUUACCAUACCUUCGAAGUCGUUGCGGGACAUCAUGGAAAAGGGUCAUGGGAUCACAGAUUCAUCGGUUUACACCGGCUUCAUCGUUACUCUAGUAUGGAUCGGAUUUAUGCUCGCUCUGUGUCUACUACGCCUUAAACUUAAAAAAUCGUAGAAUCGUAUUUGAUUAAAAUAAUUGUAGACUUAGAUUAUGGACGGUUUAAGAAGACAAGACGUGAGAUUUUUUUAACAAAGUCACAAAAAUGGCUCACAAAUUGGAUAAGAACUCUAUCCAGUAGCGAAAUUUUAGAGAACUAAUUUACUAUUUUACGAUGAACUUAAGAUUACAUGAAACUUGUCACGACAUGAAAUGUUCAACAACGGUCAAAGCCUCUUAAUAAAUAAAGAGUAAAAAAGUCUUAUGAAAAACGCAAAUAUUCUUAUUCUGUUUAUUAUUUUUCAUCACACUUGCUCGUAAUUAAAAAAAAUGCUGAUUAUGCUGAUUUUCUUCAACAAUAAAACUGGAACUGAAUAAGAUAUAAAAUUACCGAUUAGUGGGGAUUGUAGAUUUCGGGUCGUUGAUCCCUAAUAAACAUAUCAAAGUAACUCAAUUUCUCUAAAAAUUUCGAUUAGUUAUUUAUGAUAAGGAUGGCAGCAUGGACCGUGUAACCGUGCCGGUAAAAUAAAAAUUAAUCAUACCGUGCAAAGAAACCUGUAAUUAGUGAAUAACCACGAAAGUCUCAAAACGUAUGCAUAUUGUCGCCAAUACUCGUGUAGUCAUUUGAAGUAAUUAGUUCUUAAAAAUUUUACAAAGGUUCCACUAACUUGUCAGGUGAGACAAGUUAGACGCGCCCUCUCUACGGUAUGGACAAGAUUGUAAGGAAUACUUGGACUGAAACAAGGGUAUAAUAUAGGAUUAUUAUUAUAAUUUGCUUGGACAUUAUUGCCAGUUCUUGGGGUUUAGUUUAUCUUUAACAUAGUGUACGAUUUUAAAUAACAUAUUUCACUGUAAGAAGUGUUCCUUAAUUAUCACCUCAAAACUGUGAGGGUUGAUUUUCAUAAUGGCGUUGAGGUAACCUUUAUGACACCGUUGAAUGGGGACAGUUGAGAUUUGAAAUGUAAUCAUAAAGGUGGGUAUCCAUUACGUUCGCGCAACGACUGUGCUCCGCGCACCUGCAACUGCUCCGUUAGUGGAUACGUUCCCAUGCAACAUUGGCGGUUUUUACGCGAACACAAAGCGGAGCGCAGUGUGUUCCUGGACGCAAGCAAAACGUUUUCGAGUUUUUUAAGUUAGUAGAAAUAUUUAAUUCGUGAACACUAUAAUCAAUUAAAAUGUUUGCCGCACUCUAGCUACUAUUUCUGGGGACGACUUGUUCGCUCAACGUUCAAAUGAAAACUGUGGAGCAGAGGUGAUGCGCGAACAUAAUGGACCAGUCUGUUUUCUUGUAGUGAAGCGCGUAACGUCUCCAUUGGAGCGGUUGCAGGUGCACGGAGCAUAGUUAGUAGUAUUUUUGGACUAUAUAAUAGUUCUACUGGGUAGCCUGUAUAUAGCUUUUCCUUAAUUUUAGCAAUUGUCUCUCUUUUUGAAGGUCGCAAUAUACCAUGUAAGUAGGUAAUGGCGUCGAUAGGGCUAGAUGCGAACUAAACUUAAUUCAGACCAGAGGCGCUAACGCGUCCGAAGCGUCCGAAACAAAUACUGUCAAAUAAGUAAUAUUCGACAAAAUUAAAAGACAAGUAUCAAGUAUGAAGCAUCAAAUCAUCAAAUUGCUUAUUUGGCAGUCAUUGUUUCGGACGGAUGUUGGACGGAGAUCGAGAG
Molecule: messenger RNA, 3977 nt
Organism: Hyposmocoma kahamanoa
Lineage: Eukaryota; Metazoa; Arthropoda; Insecta; Lepidoptera; Cosmopterigidae
Product: ABC transporter G family member 20-like
Exons: 16
Coding region: 291-2336 (681 amino acids)
Cellular component (GO): membrane
Molecular function (GO): ABC-type transporter activity; ATP hydrolysis activity; ATP binding
Source: RefSeq, a predicted model, not a curated record